UUACUUUCUGCAGCUGCUGCAACUGCAAAUGGUGCAUAUGAAUUUUCUGAAUCAUUGCGAGAAAUGGGCGAUUGUCUUCUUGAGAAAACAGCAUUGAAUGAUGAUGAAGAAAGCGGUAAGGUAUUGCUAAUGCUGGGUAAAAUGCAGUUUCAGCUUCAGAGACUUGUAGAUAACUAUCGAUCACAUAUUAUCAGGACAAUCGCAGUCCCCUCAGAAUCCCUUCUCAACGAACUGCGCAUAGUUGAGGAGAUGAAGCUACAAUGUGAUAACAAGAGAGAAGUUUAUGAGCAGAUGGUGCAAAAAUACAGAGAUAAAGGCAGGAUAAAAGGCGCUAAAGGAGAAUGUAUUUCAUCUCACCAGCUGCAAGCAGCUUAUGAAGAAUACGAUGAGGGGGCCACUGUUUUUGUAUUCCGUAUGAAGUCCCUCAAGCAAGGACAAUCCCGCAGCCUUUUAACACAGGCAGCUCGACACCAUGCUGCUCAGUUGUCUUUCUUCAAGAAAGCCGUCAAGUCUCUUGAGGAGAUUGAGCCACAUGUCAAAUUGGUGACGGAACUGCAUCAUAUUGAUUAUCACUUCCAUGGGCUUGAAGAAGAUGAUGGAGAUGAUGCUGGCAAUGAUGAUGAUGAUGAUGAAAAUGAUUACGACGAUGACUCUGAUGACGGAUCUGAGUCACUUGAUGAUGGUGAACUGAGUUUUGACUAUGGACAGAAUGACCAGGUUAAUCCAUCAACCCAUUCAAUGGAGUUGGAUAAAGUGGAGGUUACAGUUCCUGAAGCUGCUACAAAGGGUGCAUCAAAGGAAAAUCUCAAUAAGAGUCAUGGUGGAAACUCUUUUUCCUUCUUCAGGGAUGUUAACAGCACCAAGUCAGCACCACUUUUGUCUGGGAGGAAACAAGAUCCUGCUGAGGGGGGUGCCACACGAAUGACUUCGUCACUCUCAAACAAGUUUCAACCGUAUGUUUUACCCACACCAGUUGAGGCAAAAACUACAGAUUCAGUAAAAUCAUAUAGCGUACACCCUCAAACAAGGCGAACUGGCCAGACUGCUAGUGUACUUCACUCAUGGCAUUCGUCCCCUUUGGAUCAGUUCAAACAUGAAAAGCUUGUGGCAGAUGNG
Nicotiana tabacum (common tobacco) is the source of this 1116-nucleotide messenger RNA. The record is from RefSeq and is a predicted model, not a curated record. Lineage: Eukaryota; Viridiplantae; Streptophyta; Magnoliopsida; Solanales; Solanaceae.